GGGGUAUUUUGGGUAAGGAGGAAAGGGCGAAUGCCUUGCCGAGACCUGGGUACCGCGCUCGCGACGGUUGAGCUACGCUUGAGAACUAGGCAAAAUGGCAACGGAGGAGGAGACAGAUAACCAUAAGAGUGAAGGAGAACCAGGCUUAGAAGGCAGUGCCACACAAAGCGGAGGGGGGCAGAAGGACAGAGAAUCGAUAAAUACGGAUGGUACCAAAGGGAACCGGAAGGAAAUCUCCACAGGAGAAAGCUCGGGGAAAGCCGGGGGAAGCAGGCAAGGGACCAAAGGGACCAAGGAAGGCAGAAAUAAGGAUAGGACAAGCCCCCGAAACUCGGAAGGAGCCAUGCGUAAGAAUGUAAGGGUCACGGACACGAGGCGCAAACUAGCCGAGAUAGACAAGAGAACCGCGGAAUACAAGGCAAGAUUGAUUGAGGAAAUGAUGACUGGGAACGAAGAAGGUCCUCUGCAGGAGGAACCCCGGGACGAACGGAAAGUCAGCCAAGGUGAGACUGGACAGGGGGAUAAAGGUAGUGACCAUGGGGGAACGCCGAGCAAGAGAAGGAAAGAGAGAGAGAACUCUCCGGGGAUGGAAGAAGAAGAGGCUACGACUCCGCCAGCCAUGGAUAGUAGGGCUAGCCGCCUGCCGAUCACGCCAGCAGUAGCGCGAGGAUGCGAAGGACUUUGGAGCCUAAGGAAAAGAGUGUUGGGAUGGUUUGACCCGGAAGGAACUAUGAAAACCAGGGAGGGACAAAAGGCCGGCAAGGAAAGUCCGGAUAACAGUGUGGCAAGCAAGGCCAGCAGCUCCGAGGACGGCCUUAAGAAGAUAGUGUCGUCCCUCGCGCGACCACUAAACAAAAAUCAAGGCUAUCUGGCAGACGCCAAGAAAAAGCUGACUUUCGAUGGAGCAAACAUCACGGAGUUCCUGAUCGACUACGAGAACCUAGUUGCGUUACUAAAGUGGACCGAGGAGCAAAAGAUGGACCAUCUAGGACGGGACAUAAUGGCCAUUGUAGUCGCAAGCCGGUCUUGGAAGGAGACCCGGGAUGUGAUGAUGAGGAAGUACCUAGCGGCAAAGAAAAUGGCAACGGAGGCCGACGUAGCGGCAGUUCACAGGAAGAACUUUGCAACGUACAAUGAUUUCCUACGAGAAUUUACUCUGGUAGCACUAAGGAUCCCCGGGGUCACGGACCGGAUAAUGAGCAAAUAUUUCCUCGGGCAGUUCUCCGAGUUCGACAAAGACAAGAUCCUAUCAGCUUACCAACAUACGAGCAAGUUCGUAAACACGCGGGAUGUUGAUUUUAGCACGGUAACGGAUCUGGCUGAGAAAACGGUAGUAACGGAGACGUUGGCCUUGCUCAAGGAAGGAGAGAUCAUAGAUCUGACCGGUAGGACGGGCGAGAAGGUAAAGAAGGGGAUUGAAAGUCUACAUGAACGGGUGCACGGGGUCGACAAUAAGAGUGAAAGGAUGGAAGACGCGCUACUGGUUAUGCAAGCACAAGUAUCCCGACCUGCCCUCCCUCCCCAGGAAGCUGUGGUCCCGCGAGGUGUAGCAAACCGGGGAUUCGGACGGAGAGAUCCCGCUAAUGAGCUAUGCAAGUACUGCACCGCGAUAGGACAUUAUGUGCGCGCAUGCCCAAAACUCAACCAUGAUAUUCUGAAAAGGUGUACCAGGUCAUUAAAGGGGGAGAUAUUUGGACCACAAGGGGAACGGUUGAACUGGAACUCACCAGGAGGGAUGCGGCGAGCCAUUAUCAUGCUCAAAGGUCUAGAAAUAACAGUCGUAGAAGCCGAACCAGUGGGCGAGAUCAUCUGGGAUCAGCUCCGGGGGCGCGGGCCGCAGACCAACUUUAUUUUGAAAAGCGACGGACGUGAUAGGGUGAACGCAACCACUCGACUGGGAACGGACGAGAAAAGGAUUAACCGUGACACCAUUAUGGAGGAGGUCGCCGGAAGCUCCGAACCCCAGGCGGAGCCUGAGGCCGAGGAACCAGAGAAAGUCUAUGGGAAGCCUAGGGAAGAGGAGCCUGCGGACAAGGUUACCGCCGCUAAGAAGAAGUUUAGGUAUCAAAUCCCGAUCUUAACCUUGCCUGAGAUCGACGACACCAUUAGCAAGUUACUAGGAACCAUGGUGUCGGUGUUUUUUCAGACCAUGCUGCAGGCUAGCCCUAGAUUGCUCAAAGGGCUCAGACAAUUGUUGAAUCGGAGGCGAGUAGAAAUAGGCGACAACCCCGAAUUACUAGAAGGGGAGAGGGAGGAGGAAGCUCCGCAAGAAGUGGCUAACCUUCAAAGAAGUCACGGGGACUUGGAGGAUCUCGAAAAGGCCUUUGCAGACAUUCGUUUGAGCUUGCCCGACCGAGAGGGCGGCGAAGUCAUGAGAUCGCCACCCGAGACGAAGCUUAGCUUUCAUGCGCUGCCCGUAGGAAACUGAAAAUCCAGAUCGGGAGUCAUCAUACCGACGCAUUAGUAGACGGGGGAGCAAAAAUCACUCUCAUAAGAAGAGAUUUCACAACGAUC
Molecule: messenger RNA, 2514 nt
Organism: Chara braunii
Lineage: Eukaryota; Viridiplantae; Streptophyta; Charophyceae; Charales; Characeae
Source: the annotation of a GenBank genome assembly